Physella acuta is the source of this 2672-nucleotide messenger RNA. RefSeq names its product potassium voltage-gated channel subfamily H member 7. Gene Ontology annotation, cellular component: plasma membrane. The record is from RefSeq and is a predicted model, not a curated record. Gene Ontology annotation, biological process: regulation of membrane potential; potassium ion transmembrane transport. NCBI's taxonomy places the organism in Eukaryota, Metazoa, Mollusca, Gastropoda, Physidae. Gene Ontology annotation, molecular function: inward rectifier potassium channel activity.
UUGUAGCCGCCAUCGGCAGUGUCGAUGGAUUUAUGCUAGCAGUCGAAUGAAAUUUUAACAUCCACUUGGCAAGAAGCAAGAUCAUCAUGUUGAAGGUUCUGCGAGACCUAAGGGGUCGAAAUUCUACACGACCUAUGGCUGAUGAGGCUCGUCGUAUGAACGAUUCUGACCAGGAUCGACAUUCCAUUGACAAAACUAAGGAGACGACCAUCUCUAGACCACAGCUAGAGAGGGAUGGUAGCGACAGGUCUCUUGAACAGAUGGCGAUGGUACCAUCACGAAUGUCGCGGGACCGAUCCAAGUGGAUUAUUUUACAUUACUCGCCCUUUAAGGCUGUGUGGGACUGGGUGAUUUUACUGCUGGUGCUUUACACUGCUGUCUUCACCCCCUACGCCGCGGCAUUUUUGUUAAAAGAGGACGAAAUUCGCAUGAAACUUAACAUGGCGCCAGGUUCAAGAAACACAAAUGCUGACACGAUUCGCAUCGACCCUCUAGUCAUCGUGGAUCUGAUGGUUGAUCUCAUGUUUAUCGCCGACAUCCUCAUCAACUUCCGCACGACCUACGUGGAGAACGGCGAGGUGGUUAGCGACCAGCAGAAGAUUGCCGUCAACUACGUCAAGGGCUGGUUCGUCAUCGACGCCAUCGCUGCCAUACCCUUUGACCUUCUUCUCUUUGGAUCUGGAACUAGUGACACAAUGACCGUGACUGGAGUUUUGAAAACUGCCCGUCUGCUGAGACUGCUGCGGGUUAUCAGAAGAAUCGAGGCUUUCGCUGAGUACGGCUCAGCUGUCAUGUUGCUUCUGAUGGUCACAUUCACACUCAUUGGUCAUUGGCUCGCCUGCAUCUUCUACGCCAUAGCUACAAUGGAGCGUCCACAACUGCACGCCCCCAUCAGUUGGUUGGACACUCUGGCUAAUCAGACCGAGAUGUAUUUCUACCCCAACGACUCCAUGUCGGGUCCGACGAUCAAAUCCAAGUACAUCACUGCCUUGUACUUCACCUUUACAAGUCUGACCAGCAUCGGGUUCGGCAACAUCGCUCCAAACACAAACAUGGAGAAGAUAUUUUCAAUCUUUGCUAUGAUGUUAGGCUCCCUGCUGAGCGCCGCCAUCUUUGGGAACGUGUCCUCCAUCAUGUUGAGGGUGUACCAAGGUUCUGACGAGUACCACGAGAAAGUUCAGAGCGUCAAAGAGUUUGUCAACUUCCAUCACAUCCCAAAGACUUUGGCCAACAGACUCCAGGAGUCCUUUCAGCACACUUGGUCCUACACUAACGGCAUUGACAUGAACAAUGUUUUAAAAGGCUUCCCAGAAUGUCUACAAGCCGAUAUUUGUCUUCAUCUCAACAGAAACCUCUUGCAGAAUUGUAACGCUUUUAAGGGGGCCAGCCCAGGAUGUCUGAGAGUACUGUCCACCAAGUUCAAGUCAACCCACGCCCCUCCAGGAGACACGUUGGUCCACCCGGGGGAUAUUUUGACGGCGUUAUACUUCAUCGCUCGUGGCUCAAUAGAGAUACUCAAAGACGAAACCGUCAUGGCCAUUCUUGGAAAAGAUGAUAUUUUCGGUGAAGACAUCAAAGAAAACAACUCCCUACAAGGCCAGUCCAUGUACUGUGUCAGGGCCCUCUCCUAUUGCGACAUCAACAAGAUCGACCUUCCGGACCUCCGGGAGAUCCUACAGACCUACCCCGAGUUCGCUGAAUCGUUUCUCGCCAAAUUUCAAGUGACUUUCAAUCUAAGAAAGGGGACGCUACUCCAGCUGCGAGCCAAGAUGAAGAUGGACGAUGAGACCCUGAGGUUUAUUCGUCAACGCCGACCUAGGCUGCAAUGUAAACGUCGCACCUUUGAAAGUGAAAGUAACAGAGCAUCGGCCAUGCGGCGCAGAGUGGGAAGUAUGGACACCAAGCGGCCAUCACGUGACGUCGAUUUCCUUUCAGGAAGCGACGAGGAAGAGAGAGUGGGUAUAGUGGAACUAAGCGUAGAUCGACCUACAAUGGAGGUGACAGAUGUCGAUAUGAGUAGGCCGCUUGAGCCGAGUAGACCAUUUACUCGUGACACGGAUGCCACAGGCGGGGAUACUAAAACAGUGAGAGGCAGACCGCAAAAUGAAGGGCCCGCACUGCUCGAUGAUCGGCCCACAGGCCCACCGUACCAAGACAUUGACAACAGGCUGGUCACCUUACAUGAGAGAAUGCAGAUCUUCGAGACAGAACUGUGCACCACAGUGGACGCUAUAUUAAACAUCCUGGGACACAAGCCACGGAUGACCAAGGACGCCCUAGACCAAAUCGCCCCUGUAUCCCCCGCUCCCAGGGGUCAGAGGUCAUGUCGGAAAAGAAGUUUUAAACUUGCAAAGUCAUCCAACGAAUUGUAGAGUUAAAGAACUGUGUGUGGCUUGACAGUAGCACGAUUGGAUAUUUUACAGUGUGAUAGCAAUAAAAAGAUAUUUUGCUGUGUAAUAGCAAUAAAGAGUCAAAGUUAGAAUGAGUAGAUAGAAUUACAACCUAGGUAUUGUAAGUUUGCCAAUGUAUAUAAAGAUUUAGAAUUUGAUAUUGUAAUAGAAAUAUGUGUAAGAUACUAGAUGCUAUUUAUUGUAGAUCUAUAAGAGUCAAAUUUUUUAACAUGUUUACAUUGUUAAUAUAGGAUUGUUCUGUGUUUUUCGCGUAAAAAUAAA